ACUCUGUGCAUCAUUCAACACAAUGUCAUCAUUAUCACUUGUUUACUACAUCARGUAGAGCUUAGAAUGAAUAGCGUACUACCGUCUGUGUGGCUGASGACAAUCAAGGCUAGCAACCAAUGGACCUGAAUGGAUUUUUCCGCCAUCGAAACGGUUUGCAUUGAAGGGGAUAAUCAUACCAAGCUAAGCCGUCUUGGCCGUGCUCCGCCCAGCCACGUGACAAGCCGACUCUAAAAUUAAAGCUCACSGGAGUUCAAAACUAAAAGAGGUCAAGAAAUAGUACAACUUCGUUUCCUUAUUGGUUGUCGAGUAACACAGACGUGAUCUUAUUGACUUUAAUACGAACAAAAGUAAAAUCAAUUUGAAAAGUUUCUAGUGCUUUUUUAGGGAGGUAUUGUUCAGUAAUGGCGUCAGAACUGUCACCUCCAACUACUCCUCGACAUUUUCUUCGUCGGAGAUCUUAUUCCUUCGACUCCGCAGAGCUUGAAAUCAAAAGACUCUCAAAAACGAAUAACCUCGAAAUCUCAGCUCUUCAGUCUCUUGCGUCAAGGCGUUUGCUCUUGGAAGACCGAGAGAAUCCUCGGUCAGGUUUUUUUUACGAGCUGAAUGAAACUGAUGUGACAUCAACGUUGGAGACAGAACAACAAAAACUCAAGAAAUACUCYGAAGAAAUCAUCGCUACUGUGCUGUUGGAGAGCCUGACAAAAGGGCGUUAUGAUCCAGCUCUCUGUUCUGAACAAGCUCUUUCUAUCAGUAAGAAAAUUGAAGACCAAAUGAGACAAAAGAUUUUAAAGGAAGAUCAAAAAGUUCUGGCAGUUGUGUACAUCGGGGAAGCCCGUCAGCAAGGAAUUCAGAUAUCUAGUCAAUGUAUAUGGGAUCUGCAGAAAGACUUCAUGGCGUCGGCUAGUUUCUCUGUAAAUGAUAUUUUUGCUGUUUGUUAUGUUUUUGUCUUGUUAUAAGAACGAGUACCACGUGCGCAACUCUCGUUCUAUGCGCGCUAAUACCAGUUUGUUGUGCGCAGUGCUAGUCCUUGUGUAAACUGACUUGCGUCAAACUCGAUUUGUGUUGAACUUCCUGCCUCGAAGAACUCUGGGUACGAGACUGCCUGCAAGUUAUCUUCGUAGCUUUUGCGCAGCUCUCGUCAAUGAGACGGUCGUCGAAUGCAUUUCGAACGUAAUUAUUUAGUUCGAAUUAAAUCAGUUUUUAAGACAUACAACGGUAGUUUUUCGAAAAGCAAGAAAAAAAUUUAAAUGUUGCAAAGAUCCGGGAAAAUUUUCGUGUUUUUAACCGCAGCUAAUGCGUGGCAUGAUCACAUCCUAUACAACGCGGAUGUUGUCAGAAAAAAUCUAUCCUAUCAUUGCGUGGGUGUUCUAUAUUAACAUGAGAGAGACCAAAGGUAACAUAGAUGAAAUGCUGGAUUGUGUUCUGGAAUGCGGUAAUAAACGAUAGACUAGUGUAUAACUGAUUAAGACCAUUGAACCACUAGAACAGAGUAAGGAAGUAUGAAGGUUGAUCUACAUGCGGUACGAUAUAUUUUCUCAUAACUGUCGCACGCGACAUGUUCACGGCAAGAAUUGCUUAGUGUAAAUCGACUGUUGACUUGCUUACUAGUCUAUUAAAAUGGCCGCUAAAAYUUAUCGCGACAGYUGUGAGGAAAAAUCKUACCGUGUAAAUCAGCCUUGAGAAAAGCAGUUGUUAGAGACGUGCCGUACUCUUCAUGAMUAUUUUGAUUGGUUAAUCUCGCACGCUGUGAUUGGUCCAUUCCAACAGUUUUCAUCAACUCGGUACCAUGACCGUGACACGUGCACUAGAGCAGCUUUUGUAAUGACUAUGAAAAGAGUAGUGCCGUAAUCUUGCCUUGCCGCGACGCUUUCUAGAAUUGUUUUCUAGCGCAAUGUGAUUGGUCUGGUAGUCAAUCCGUGAUCUUGGCGUGACCGUAUACGCGCCAUGUUCUGGGUAUUUGAUUGGAUGCAGAGUAAAUACUCGCGCAAUGUGAUUGGUCUUGCGUAUGUCUUGCCGUGUCACGUCCGUGUUCGUGCCGCGAGCUUUUCACAGUCAUACGAAAARUGCUCCAGUCUUCAGUCCUGCGAUCUUUGUCUACAGUGCGCGCUCGAAUCAGAACAUAUUAAUUAUUAUCAACCUGUGUGAUAUGUGGGGUAAUAUUUUAGUAACGCAACUGGUGUGUGUCACGCAAAUCUUAUAGGCUAAAAUUAUAAAGCGUUGAUGGAAUAUCAAACAGCACAAAGUAUUUUACAUUGAUGCUAUUGUSAAUGUAAAAUCUUAUAGUCAUCACAUAUCAAUGUAGGAGAACAAUUAAAACUAAUUAAAAAAUAAUUUUUGUAAAAAGAAAAAAAUUACAAAAUUUGUUAAACCAACGUGUUAUUAACACAAACUUAGACAAAAAUCAAACAGAUCUUUCGGCAUUCAAUCUGGAACAACGAUCUCAAAAAUUUCAUUUUUUAGGGCGAAAAAGGAAGCAUAAGAAAAAAGUUUAGCAAGUUCAGCUGCAAUUACCACCAAGACAAAAAACAGUCAAAUCCGAGAGGAAAUUUUGAUCUUAUUUCUUGACAAAUACUAAGCAAUAAAGAAAACUUGAAAAACGACAUUUGUAAGCCAGCUUGAACAAGUUACAAGGCAAUUAAUAUAACGACAAACUGUAUGUGAAGAGAAUGAUUAUGACAAUGAUUAUCAUCCUGUAAAUGACUUUCAAGUGGUUUUAAACAAAGAGGACAGAAUUAUCAUC
This is a messenger RNA of Actinia tenebrosa (Australian red waratah sea anemone), 2743 nucleotides long. RefSeq lists its product as uncharacterized. Lineage: Eukaryota; Metazoa; Cnidaria; Anthozoa; Actiniaria; Actiniidae. The record is from RefSeq and is a predicted model, not a curated record.